Messenger RNA from Entrophospora sp. SA101, 426 nucleotides. The record is from the annotation of a GenBank genome assembly. NCBI's taxonomy places the organism in Eukaryota, Fungi, Glomeromycota, Glomeromycetes, Entrophosporales, Entrophosporaceae.
AUGAUUUUAGGUGUAAUAUCAGCGCUGUAUCAAUUUGCCGGUGGAAUAUUUUUAUUUAAAUAUGGAGACUUUUUCUUUUUCCAUUAUCCCGAAGCACAAAUUUAUGGCGGAUUUGCCAUGGCACAAGCAUCCAUUGCAAUUAUAGCAAAAUCAUAUUUAAAUGGUAGAGUAAUAUUUAAAAUAUAUCCAAUAAUACUAUUUUUAGGAUCAAUCAGAGCCGGAGUAAUGGCAUGGAGUUUGCAAAAAUAUAAAUAUCGUAUUGUAUGGACUUGUAAUAAUGGUGGGGUUCAAUGGACGGAUCCUGACUCGCCUGAUUAUACACCACCAUUACUUGAUUCUAACAGAUUGCCUCUCGGAUUUUGUAAAAGUGGUGUUGAUAAUUUUGUUGCAAUUUUCACUCUUUUCUUUGCUAUUUCUACUUCUUGA